AUGCACGCCCAUCCUGAAGAGCAGUCUGCGAUCCGGUCCUUAUCGACUACCCGCAGAGCUGGCGACCAAACCGUUGCUCCUUUCCUGGCCAAACAUAUUCCUGAACAAUACGCACCUCUGGGCUUGCUUGGCACGGAAGAGAAGCACAAAGAGACAAACACAAACACCAAAUACUGCUAUCGACAUCGUCCAGACAUCAAGUGUCGAAGGCAAGCCGACGAGCCCUCAAUGGAGCAGCUACAGCGUGAGCUCGAGACGCUGUCGAUGGCCGAUCAGCAGGGCAUCGCCCAUGUCUGGUCGCUCUUUUCCGCUGCACCUUCAAAACUACGAAAUCUCAUGCUUCGCGGCAUCCUCUCACAAUGCUGCUUCCCCCAACUCUCCUUCAUCUCCGCUUCCAUUCGCGAUCUCAUUCGCAUUGACUUCAUCUCCGCCCUUCCUCCAGAGAUUUCUUUCAAGAUUCUCUGUUACCUAGACACCACCUCACUAUGUAAAGCUGCCCAGGUCAGCCGAAGAUGGCGGAUCUUGGCCGAUGACGAUGUCGUAUGGCACAAGAUGUGCGAACAGCACAUUGACCGCAAGUGUACAAAAUGCGGCUGGGGUCUUCCACUCUUGGAGCGCAAGAGAUUACGGGCAUCGAAGCGGCAGAUUCAACUACGAGCGUCUGGACGAGGCCUCAACCAGUGGUCCCCUGAUAUCACACCUCUAGCUGAAACCGCUCCCACGAUCGUCGUAGAGAAUGGACCGGGCGCGACAACAGGAGCCCUCAAUGCCAAUGGCAAACGAAGCAGCCCAUCGGAUGAGCCUGACCCACUAUUGAGCAAUAAGAAGGCUUGCGUAGAAACAACAAAAGCAGAUACGAACGAUUCCUAUUUCCGCCCUCGUUUCCGACCAUGGAAGGAGGUCUACAAGGACCGGUUCAAGGUUGGUACAAACUGGAAAUAUGGUCGCUGCUCCACCAAGAUCUUCCAGGGUCAUACGAACGGUGUCAUGUGCCUACAGUUUGACGACAGCAUCCUCGCGACCGGCUCCUAUGACAGUACAAUAAAGAUCUGGGACAUUGAGACUGGAAAGGAACUUCGCACGCUCCGUGGUCAUGAGUCUGGUGUUCGCUGCUUGCAGUUCGACGACACAAAGCUCAUUAGCGGGAGCAUCGAUCGCAGCCUGAAGAUCUGGAACUGGCGCACCGGCGAAUGUCUUUCGACCAUUACGGGGCACAGCGACGCCAUCAUCACUCUGCACUUUGAUUCCAAGUUGCUAGCCUCCGGCUCGGCGGACAGGACUAUCAAGAUUUGGAAUUUUGAAGACAAAUCGACGUUUUUGCUUCGCGGUCAUACUGACUGGGUCAACUCUGUCAAGGUCGAUUCGGCGAGCCGUACAGUCUUCUCUGCCUCUGAUGACUGCACUAUUCGCCUGUGGGACCUUGACACGAAGCGCUGCAUCAAGGUCUUUGAAGGCCACGUCGGACCUGUCCAACAAGUGUUGCCAUUGCCUCGCGAAUUCGAGUUUGAAGAUGAGGAUGUUGAAUGUGACGAUCACGAUGAUUCUGCCAGCAACCAUAGCGGCUGUGAUACUGCGAAUGAGUCAGGCAAGCGCAGCCGUUCGCGCUCGCCCCCUCUCUGCUUUGAAGACAGCUCCGUCUUCCAUGACGGCAGACCAACUCCGCCUCGCUACAUGCUGACAGGUGCCCUGGAUAACAACAUUCGUCUUUGGGAUGUCAGUUCGGGACGGUGCUUGCGAACCUUCUUCGGCCAUGUCGAGGGCAUCUGGGCUCUUGCUGCUGAUACCCUCCGUGUCGUCUCUGGAGCACAAGACCGCACAGUCAAAAUUUGGGACGCCCGGACUGGUAAAUGCGAGCGCACUUUUGCGGGCCAUGCCGGACCUGUCACCUGCAUAGGACUUAGCGAUUCGAGAAUGUGCACUGGCGGCGAGGAUUCAGAGGUCCGUCUCUAUAGUUUUCGUCCAGAUAAUGCACCUCUUGUCAGCGUCGGUGAACCAAUUACGGCGGCAUGCACCGAUGGCAUAGCUGAGCUAGACGGACCCCGACUGCGAGUGUUGGCAUAA
Xylona heveae TC161 is the source of this 2061-nucleotide messenger RNA. Its product is annotated as putative E3 ubiquitin ligase complex SCF subunit sconB. Lineage: Eukaryota; Fungi; Ascomycota; Xylonomycetes; Xylonales; Xylonaceae. The transcript is spliced from 2 exons. Bases 1 to 2061 code for a protein of 686 amino acids. The record is from RefSeq and is a predicted model, not a curated record. Gene Ontology annotation, molecular function: protein binding.